This is a messenger RNA of Lolium perenne, 780 nucleotides long. RefSeq names its product dolichol-phosphate mannose synthase subunit 3. Gene Ontology annotation, biological process: GPI anchor biosynthetic process. The record is from RefSeq and is a predicted model, not a curated record. NCBI's taxonomy places the organism in Eukaryota, Viridiplantae, Streptophyta, Magnoliopsida, Poales, Poaceae. Gene Ontology annotation, cellular component: dolichol-phosphate-mannose synthase complex; endoplasmic reticulum membrane.
CCUUCUUCUUCCUAGUUCCCCCCAACCCGCCGCCCCGCACACUUGACCUCUGCCCGCCCGCCGGCGCCACCCGCACCGCGUGCUCGCGCCGCCCUCGCCCGCCCUCUUGCCGGGGUUACGCCUGCGCAUCCGCGCGCCUGCCUAGAACCCCUGCAGGCUGAAGAUCCACCCGGCGCAAUUCCUCCGCCCCGUCGGCCAACGCCGCGAUUCCUGGAUGAAGCACAUAUACAAGAUCAUCGCGGUGCUGGCGGCGAUUACCGCCGUCUGGGUUGCGCUCCUUGAAACCUCGACGGUUCCUCGCAGCUAUGCUUGGUUGCUUCCGAUCUACUUGGUAGUGGCGCUCGGGUGCUACGGCCUUUUUAUGGUUGGAUAUGGGCUCAUGUUCUUCCCAACGUGUCCUCAAGAAGCCGUGCUAUUACAGCAGGAUAUAGCGGAGGCCAAGGAGUUCUUAGCUAAGAAGGGUGUUGAUGUGGGCUCUGAGUGAGGUGUCAAUUUCAAUGAUCUAUGUUUUAUGACCGCUUUGACGAUUCAUACGAAGCUGCUGCUUCCUUGGAACUGUAGUGUUUAGAUACUGCCAUUAACAUAGUUUCGGUGAAAGACGUGUCACAAUUCUACUUCUGUUAGUUUUGGCGAGUGACUUGUUAAUGGAAAGUGAACAAUGAAAUGAAUAGUUUGUUAACAAGUGCAUCAGUCUUCAGGGAUGCUUCCUUUGUAGCUCAAUGGAUUUCCCAUCACUGGAUGUGUAUCAAUUGUGCUGUGAAAUAUAUCAUUUUAUGGUGA